AUGAGCGACACACCUGUCGCCCUCAUAACGGCCGGAUCAGCCGGUCUCGGGGCUGCCACAGCCCGCCUCUUUGCCCGGAACGGCAUGCGCGUCGCGGUGAACUACUACUCCAACGCCGAGAGGGCGAACCGGCUGGCCGAGGAGCUGGCUACGAUAUCACCCGACACGCUGGGCAAGCUCGACUACGUCGCCAUAAGGGCCGACUUGGGAGACCGGGCGCAGCUCACUCAGCUCGUGGACGAGACGGUCCGGACGUUUGGGCGGAUCGACGUCGUCUUCUCCAACGGCGGGUGGACCAGGUUCCGCGACAUCGGCAACCUGGACGACAAUGUCGUCGAGGAGGACUGGGACCGCUGCUUCAACAUGAACGUCAAGUCUCACCUGUUUCUCAUGCACGCGGCCAAGAAGCACCUCGACGUCACAAAGGGGGCCUUCAUCACCACGGCUUCCCUAGCCGGCGUCAGUGUCAGCGGGAGCUCUCUGGCAUAUAGCGUCACCAAGGCUGCUCAGAUUCAUCUGGCAAAGGGCCUCGCCAAUGCUGCCGGUCCCAAUAUCAGGGUCAACACCGUCUCUCCUGGACUCAUGUUGACUGAUUGGGGUUUGGAAGUCUUUUCGGUGGAAAAGCAAAAUGCAAUCCGCGAGCGCACCAGGCUCAAGCGUCUGGUUGAGGUGGACGAUGUGGCCGAGCAGGUGCUGUGUCUUGCCAAAUCCAAGAGCACUACUGGGGUGAAUGUGGUGAUUGAUGGUGGCAUGUUUGCUUGA
Geosmithia morbida is the source of this 762-nucleotide messenger RNA. RefSeq names its product Short-chain dehydrogenase. Bases 1 to 762 code for a protein of 253 amino acids. The record is from RefSeq and is a predicted model, not a curated record. The transcript is spliced from 3 exons. Lineage: Eukaryota; Fungi; Ascomycota; Sordariomycetes; Hypocreales; Bionectriaceae.